This is a messenger RNA of Neolamprologus brichardi, 5163 nucleotides long. Lineage: Eukaryota; Metazoa; Chordata; Actinopteri; Cichliformes; Cichlidae. The record is from RefSeq and is a predicted model, not a curated record.
AACCGUCUGCCCGUCACUGCUUGCCUCUUUGUUUAGACCGAUUCCGCUUCUCUCCCUCGGCGUUGCUGCUGGCGAGGAGGGGGGGACGGAGGGAGCACCUUGCUGUCUCUCUCUCGCUCUCUCUCUCGCGUUUUCUCUUUCUGUGUGAGUGCUCCUGCUCCGAUCUGGCACAAAUCGGCGUCUGACGGGAUGACCGGCGCAUAGGCUGCUGCUCAGUGAGGAGAGGAUAAUGUUGAAGGAGUGAAAAGUAAGAUCCGGAGCGCUCGUGCAGACACUCGCCCUGGUCUCUGUUCUGCCUCUGCAAAGUGCUGUUUCACCCUUGUUCCGUCGUUCGCCGUCUCUGCACCCCUCGGGGAGCUUUGGAGAGCACCUGAUCUGAGGCGCAAAGCUUUGCUUUCCCUAGGACUGCACCACUGAGGCGAACCUUGGUUCGGUAGACACGGUCUAGGAUGGGGCUCGCUCUGUGUGCAGCUGGGCGGCAGAUCCUCUUUCCUCUGAUGCUGCUGCUCUCUUUAAGCUUGGGUGCAACCUCCUCCAUUGUGAACAUGCGUAGGAUCACUCAUCCUACAGUGCAACAAAUGUUGGCAGGCAAAGCCACUCUGCCUUGUGUCUUCACCCUCCAGACCAGCACCUCCACUGGGCCUCCUCACCUCCUGUGGACUCGUACUAGGCUAGCAGGGGGAGGACAAGGUGCUCCUUCGGAGCAGACUGUGCUUUCUGCUAAAGGCGAUGUAAUCAAGGUGAAUAAGGCUUUCAGUGGUCGCAUCAUGCUGCCAGGAUACGCUGCCAACCCUCUGAAUGCUACCAUGGAGAUCUCCAGCCUCCGUACCAACGACUCAGGCACUUACCACUGUCAGGUUGUCAUGGGCAACGACUAUGAGAAGGACACUGUUCCCCUGGUGGUGUCCGGUGUGGUGUUUCACUACCGGUCUCCCAGCGCUCGUUACGCCCUCUCGUUUAGUGACGCCCAGCGAGCCUGUCAGGAAAACUCGGCUCAGAUCGCCACUCCGGCCCAGCUGUGGGCAGCGUACCAUGACAACUUCGGCAGCUGUGCUGCUGGCUGGUUGGAUGAUCAGACUGUUCGAUAUGCUGUCCAGGUUCCAGAGCUUGGCUGCUACGGACAUAAGGAGUACUCUGCUGGAGUGAGGAAUUAUGGGAAGAGGGACCCAAAAGAGCUGUUUGAUGUGUACUGUUUUGCAAAAGAAUUGGAUGGCGAGGUGUUUCACUCCUCGGUCCCAGGCAGACUGUCACUUUCUUCUGCCUCCGACCGCUGUGUGUCCCUUGGGGGCCAGCUGGCCACAGUGGGGCAGCUGUACUUGGCCUGGAGGGCCGGCCUGGACAGCUGUGCCCCAGGCUGGUUGUCUGAUGGCAGCGUCCGCUACCCAGUGACCUGGCCUCGUGCUGACUGUGGAGGGACAGAGCCAGGAGUCCGCACGGUCACGCCCAAUGACACCGCUGACAACACUACAGCACUAUAUGAUGCCUACUGCUACAGAGGUAAAGUGAAGAACACAGGCUCCAUCUCUCAGAUCUACACCUCCCUGUGGAAGCCCUGGAGCUACCUUGCAGGCUCGAGCGAUGCUGACUCUACAGGGACAGCUAGUCCCGACGUGACUUCACAACAAACCACCACGAUCAGAGAGUCACCAGAUGACAGCGAGCUUUCACCUUCCAAUUGGACAGGAUUGGUUGACCUAGAAGAGGAGGACUCCUUUCACAGUGCUGAUGCCUCCUCAGACCCCUGGUCCUCAGAGUCCUCGACAACAUAUGUAACCCUCCAGUUAAUCCCGGGACAGAACUCCUUUGACUGGGGAGAGUCACUGGAGCCUGGACCCGACUCUGAGGAGUUUCUCCUGCCCCCAGUCCAUCCAACUCCUCCUGAGAAGAAGGUUGGUUUGCUUUCUUUGGGAACGCCAUGGUUCAGCAGUCCCCCAGGAGAGAGCACCACACCAGUGAGUGAAGAUUCACCCACUCAUCUGGCAUCUACUUUGGCUGCCUCCAGUAUAUCUAUGACUACAGAGAGCAACAAGAGCUGGGAGAACUCGGAGACACCUACGUCCACAACCUCCAGGCCUGCACCUGAAAUCCCCUCUUCCAGCGGAGACGCCUGGAUCCGUGUCGAUGCCGAGACCACGACUCAGCCUGUAGACAAGAGGGGGGAGACGGUGACCUCCAGAGCCAGUGGGAGAGGACGAGGAAGAGGGAAGAAGAACAGAGGGGAGGACAGGAGCAGGGGAGAAGAGAAGGGGAGAGGAGAGGAGAGAGGGAAAGCAGAGGAGGAGGGGAGUGGAGAAAUCACCGGGGCAGAAGCAAAAGGAGAAAUACAGGUCUCACGCCGGCCAGUCGGAACAAGCAAGCCAAGGGAAAGAUCCAGAGAAAGAUCCAGAGAGAGAGGUCACAGGAGAGGACACUCCACGACUACCACAACCACAACUACAACUGACACGGCCUCAACCACAGAUGACACGACCACAACUACAGAUGACAUGAUCACAACCAUAGCUGACACAACCGCAGCCAUAGCUGACAUUAGCACAACCACCACCAUCACCACUGACAGACCUCAUGAUCCAACAGACAUGACCACAUCUGGUACACAAAGUGACUUUCCUACUUCCAAAUCCUCCCCUGCUUUACCAGAAGCAGAAAAGUCAUCCCUGUCAGUCUCAGAUGCCCCAUAUCAGACACUAUCUUCAUCUCCAUCUGCACCCCCAUCCACCAUGCCAUCCAUAUCUUUCUUCGAGCCAUCCCAAUCUGAAGCUGAGUCUCAUUUUCUCCCCUCAUCUAUCCCCUCUUCCUUCUCUCCAACCCGAACACCUUCCUCACCUCCACUCCAUCCCCAAACCCCAUCUUUUUCACCUUCAGUCCCUUCUAACGUCCCAUCAGAGACUCAAACUGUUGAAUUGGGAGACAAAGCUACGUCACCUCAUUCAAAAAAUCAGGAAAGCUCCACUGACGCCCUAACGCCACUUCACUUAGUCCCAGUGGAGAAGGUGGUGGUGAACGGCUCUCUGGAUAACCCUCUGUCCCUGUCGGGACCCCCAGAUGAGGAGGAGCCUGCCUGGUCUCAUUCUGUGGGCUCAGGGGCCCUGUUACCCGUCACUAUGGAGGAAGAAAGCAGCAGCACAGGAGGAGGAAUCAACAUCAGCACCACAGCGCUCAGUCCGACAUCUGAGGUGGAGCCCUGCAUGACAAACCCAUGUCUGCACGGAGGGAAGUGCCUUCCUCAGGGAACGGGCUACACCUGCUACUGCCCACAAGGAUACACUGGGGAAAACUGUGAGAUUGACGUUGACGACUGCCAGUCCGAGCCUUGUGCAAAUGGAGGCACUUGCAUCGACAAGAUUGAUUCCUUCCUCUGCCUUUGCCUGCCCAGCUACGGAGGAGACAUGUGUGAGAAAGAUGUUGAAGGUUGUGAGCACGGCUGGAGGAAGUUCCACGGCCACUGCUACAGGUACUUCACCCACAGACACACCUGGGAGGAUGCAGAGAAAGACUGCAGAGAGCACAGCGCCCACCUCAGUAGUGUCGUCUCUGCUGCCGAGCAGGAGUUCAUCAACGGUCUCGGUCACGACAACGCCUGGAUCGGUCUGAACGAUCGCACAGUGGAAGAGGACUUUCAGUGGACCGACACCAACGAUUUGGUUUACGAGAACUGGAGGGAGAGCCAGCCCGAUAACUUCUUUGCAGGUGGCGAGGACUGCGUGGUGACCAUUGCCCAUGAGGACGGCAAGUGGAACGACGUGCCCUGCAACUACAACCUGCCCUACAUCUGCAAGAAAGGCACAGUGUUAUGCGGGACCCCACCUGCGGUGGAGAAUGCCCAUUUGAUAGGUCGGAGGAGAUCACAUUAUGAUAUCCAUUCAGUGGUGCGCUACCAGUGCUCUGAAGGCUUCUACCAGCGCCACAUCCCCACCGCACGCUGCCGGGCCGAUGGGAGCUGGGAGCGACCCAGGAUCAUCUGCACAAAGUCUCGACGACUGCACCGGUACCGACGCCAUCACCGUAACCAGCGCCACGACCGCCACGGCCACAGGAGACACGGAGGAGAGGGACACAAGGCCAGAGAAGACGCACACAGCUACUACUGAACCAAAUAAUACAACAUCCACAAUGCCUAGGUGCUAACCAUGGCCCAUAAGGAAAGACAGUAGAUCACAGCAAUUUCCAUUUGCCCUUCCCGCUUCUAACCACUAACCGUGCUCUCUGCUUAGCUUUACUCCCCCAGUGAAUAAGAUUAUCCCCAUAAUCUAACUUCCAUGCUUUUUGAUGCUUCUUUUUAUUUUCUCUCUGCUUUCUUUAACUGAGGUCCAUGCGAACACUGACUUUAGCACCGCCCUAACAUCCGCCCUCCCAAACAGUAACUCCUCCACUCGUCUACAAACUAUAACCUUCUUUUGAUCUGUCAGCCUGACAGCAGUGUGUGAACGUAUGCAUGUAAGACAGAAACUUAGAGGAGUGCCAAGUCACUUUUUUUGGAAAGGUUUGCUUGUUCUACAUGAAAAAAGUAACUCAUUUUAGUAUUCUGUUUACAAAGCACAGAUGUAAUUGAUGCAAGAUAGUCCUGGUAUCCCAGCUUUUUGUACGUGUACUGUAGCUGUUACUUUUCCAUAGAGCACCUGAAUAGCUGGUCUCUUUUAUUCGACUGACGUGCUUUUUUUCUAAUAUCUGUUUGUGUAAUGUUACUAUUUAUUAUGAAUCAUUUGCUAGUGAACAUGCUCUUUUUCUUACUUAUCCUUUAGAAAGCUGACGUAACACCAUUUUUCUAUACCAAUAUGUAAGUCCAGCAAUCAGUCGAUAACAAAAUUAAUCAUUUGAUUGCCUCUAAUCUCUGUACUGUAAAUAUUGUGAUGUGUGUUAUUGGCUCAAACCUGAUCAAUAGCUGGACCUUGUCCAAUCCGAUAGACUCCCCAAUCCCCUUAAGCACUCUCAGCUAAUGUAUACGUCCCAUUGACAUAGUUUGUGUGGGUGGGAUUACAGAAUAAUUUGAGAUAACCGCUUGAUUGUACCUAAUUUGCACGGCCAUAUUUACAUGAUGGGUAGAAUGUCACUCUUUUUUCGUCUCUUGUCUCUUUGAUAUUUGAUCUGUUAUCCACUUUUUUUGGUGUUAUGACUUUUUGUCCUGCUGUUGUACUCCAUUCUUAAUAAAGCGAACAAAAUGGA